Planococcus citri (citrus mealybug) is the source of this 2179-nucleotide messenger RNA. RefSeq lists its product as uncharacterized. Lineage: Eukaryota; Metazoa; Arthropoda; Insecta; Hemiptera; Pseudococcidae. The transcript has 4 exons. Gene Ontology annotation, molecular function: RNA uridylyltransferase activity. The record is from RefSeq and is a predicted model, not a curated record. The coding region runs from base 366 to 2012 and encodes 548 amino acids.
AUUUCUCAAGGUUAUUUCAUCACUCCCACUCGAUAAUCGGUGAACCGUAUGGUUUCUUCUUCUAUCUUCUAAAAACUUCUACUUCUUGACUAGAACAAAGAACAAAGAACAUUCCGUAAUUCGAUUUCCAGUAGAAGUGUGCUCAGGUUGAUUCUAUUGAUGCGCAUUUCGUUGUUUAAUUGUUUAUUUCGUAGUGUGUUUUCGUUGUGUUGGAUAUUCGUGCUUAAUUUCAAAGAUUUCAAAGGAAUCUGAAUCAAGAGAUCUUCUUCAAGUAACGUUCGGCAGUGUACUUUUCAAAGUGGUAUCAAAUUACUGACCGGCUCUCGAAACGAAUUUUCAUAACGUGGAAAUAACGCCAACCGAUAAUGGAUACACAGGCGAACAAACAACGUCUUCAAAGAGAAAUUCUAUCAGAGAUAAAGAAACGUGGUAUCAAAAACUGGGCUAUGACUCCGAAACAACGUGAUGAUACGAAUUCCAGAAUUGAUUUCAAAUUGGCCACUGCGCUUAGUUCGUCUGGACGAGAACCUUUAAUUGAGAGGGAAAUCGUUCAAAAAGUUAAUGAGAUUAGUUUGCCCGAAUAUAAAGCAAAUGAAAUUCUGCAGUCGGUAACUCGCGAUCUGAAGGCGGUUUUUGAAUCCAACUACGUAGGAUUGAGAAACAAACGUAUUGUGAACGAAUGGGAACUUUACGGCUCGUUCAAAAAUGGUCUUCGUUGCAAAGACAGCGACAUCGACUUCCAUAAUGGAACUUUUGAAAAUCUUUCGCAUUCCGACGCAGUAAACCUUGUGGAACAAGUCCGGGAUGUUUUCAGAAAUAGGCCUAAUACAAACUUUGAAUAUAUAAUUCAUUUCUCGACGGCGCGAGUGCCAAUCGUUGUAUUAAAACACAGAAGCUCCAAUACAGAAUGCGGUAUUGCAUUCACCGCAAAACCUGGAGUGUAUAAUUCGAUGUUGGCGAAACUGUACUUGGACCAGUAUCCGGAUGUGAAAUUUUUGACAUUGUUUCUGAAACACGUAUUAAAUCGCUAUGAGUUGCUCGGACCCAAUAAAAUAACCACUCAUGUGAUAUUUUGGUUGGUGGUGUUUUAUAUGCAACAAAAGAAGCUGCUACUGCCCGUCAAGGAUGUACGUCAAUCAGCAACACGAAAAAGCUACGUACGAAAUUGGAAUUAUUCGGUUCCAGAUAGCUAUCCGAAAAGUCGACAGGCCGGAUACUCGUCGAAAGAAUCUAUCGCUUCUUUAUAUCGCGGUUUUUUGGAAUUUUAUAAAAAUUUCAAUUUCUUGAAAUACGUCAUCUGUCCAUAUUUCGGAUACGCCAUACCUAUUGAAAACUUGGAAACAUUGGAUAUUCCAAGUGACGCGUAUAUUGGUGGAAAACCCCCAAAAUUGUUUACUAGAAGUUCCAUGAAUAUUCAAGAUAUGUCUACUCUUACUAAGAACUACACCGCGAGUAUUAAGUCGGUGAAAGUUGUCAACGAGUUCAGAGUAAUCUGUGAACAUCUAUUCGCAAAUUGUGAGGAAAUUUUGAAAGGACACGCUGUCAAUAUUUCUUUGGGAUCCGAAUUGAAAUCGAUGAAGCUUCUUCAUAAAAACAUCAAUCAAACAGAGUAUAUCGAUCUGGAGUACCAAUCUUUGAAAUCACGUGUCGGUGAUUUGAAGGAAUAUUUAAUCGCUGCUGUUGGCAACGUGAUGGCGAUCGCUUUGGAAUUUCAAAGCGAGAGACUUGUGAGCCAAGAUAUUACGGAAGUUGAUCAUAAUCAAGGCGAUCCUAUCACGAAGAAAAUACCUGUCUUGUACAUGGAUUACAGUACGACAAAGGAGGAGACAUUGGUCAACAAUUACAUGUUAUCUAUGUUCGAAGAAAGUUCUUCUUUGAAAAAGGAUUUCGGAAUUUUCUUCUUUAUCGAAAUUCGUCAAGAUUUGGAUCGUAUUAGAGUACACUUCGAAGGAGACGGCCGUUUCGUCGAGUUUAUGAACAGCUAUGGAAAAGCACUACUAAUCGCUCUAUAAUACUUGAGUAUUUUUUCUCGAUUUAUAUUUUAUUCGUAAUUCAGUUGAAUUUUUUUUUUCAACAUAGAUGUUAAUUUUUUUAUUUGAAAGAUAAUUUUUGAUUAUAAGUUUUGAAAUUUUGUUUAUUUGUAAGAUGAUUUUUUAUUAUAAUUUUUGAAAUUCGGUGA